Protopolystoma xenopodis is the source of this 375-nucleotide messenger RNA. Lineage: Eukaryota; Metazoa; Platyhelminthes; Monogenea; Polystomatidea; Polystomatidae. The record is from the annotation of a GenBank genome assembly.
AUGUCCAUCCUUAACUUCUCUAAGGCGGCUGGCUCCUCUGUGAGCUGGGCUAUGGGCUACGUUGCUCUGGCCACGGGUCAACUCCCCAGUCAGAGUCCUAAGGUGUCCCUGUCGACUGAAGCCUUUGUGCCCCUCAUAAUUCUUGCUAUCGUCAUUGUCGUCCUUGGUAUCAUCAUCGGUUUACUUCUCUUUCGGCAUUACUGCUGUAGCUCCAUGAACUCCACGACAGCGACCACAAUGCCAACUAAUACACUAGAUUACAUGAACACGCAAAUUGGGCUCCACGAGACAGGACAAAGUGAGUCGUGUUCAACUUACCCCAGCAUACUCAGGCUUCAUUCAGAAGGAAGGAGCGAAAAACUCACCAGGGGAUAA